AUGCUGUCUCCUACGGCAAGCAAACUCAUUUGUUUCUUUUUUCCGUUCUCAGACCUCCACGUUGAGAAUUCGACGUACAACAGUUUAUUUGACGUUUUGAGGGCCUUUCCAGGCUCCAGCGCCCACUCGAACGCACGGCUGUUCGCUUGGUGGAAGUUUUUAUGUGUGAUUCCGCCUUCAUUACUGGAGGAUGGCUUCCGCAGAUUCUUCACGCCAUUCCUCGCCAACCUGCUUGGUCGUUACGUUAGCAUCACUGCCCCCCUUGGAGACCUGCCCGAGUUGCAAAUACCAGCCUCAAUCCUGACCAACAACGCCUACCAGUUUGAAGUGGCUCUCUUCCACUGGCUUCGUCUGCUUUGCGGGCGUCGCCCUUCCAGUGUGCAUAUUGACCGUGUAUGGAUCCAGUGCAUAGAGUAUCUCCAGCAAGCCGUCAGCAAAAACUGCGUAAAUCAACCGGAUCCAGCACAAACGCGACAGAUCUUUCUACGUCAGACCAUUGAAACAUCUCUCCGCCUUGUGUUCCCUCGCGACCCAAAAGCAUCCGCUGGGUCCCUGAUUUCGCCCACGGUGCCCGAUUCGUCUACUUGUCCUCUGCCCAACGAGUGUGUCGUCAUUUUGCGGGGUCUGGUGAAGAUACUCAUGGAGGAGAGUCCGUCAAGUGAUUUAAAGCCCGAAUUGCUCUCCAUGGUCACAUUCGCUACUUUAAAUCUGCUGUCCACCUGGCACCAAGAGAAUAUCGGCGGUUUUGACGAGGAAAAACAGAGGCAUGCGUCGGAAUUAGAACUUGCCCAACUGAUCACAGAACUGCUGGAUUGCGAGCCACGUCUGCAGGCCGCCGGUGACAGGGCGUCGCUGUCUCCUAGCGGGGAUUUUGUGAGCUUAUCAAAGGACUUGCUGGAUGCGCUAGUUCCCGAAUGUUGCCGAUUCGUGUCCUCUUGCGCAGUGCCAGAAGAAAGUCGGGACUGUCUUCCCCUUUCAAGUGCGUUUUUUCUCAGUUAA
Messenger RNA from Dibothriocephalus latus, 999 nucleotides. NCBI's taxonomy places the organism in Eukaryota, Metazoa, Platyhelminthes, Cestoda, Diphyllobothriidea, Diphyllobothriidae. The record is from the annotation of a GenBank genome assembly.